CAAUUCAAUUGCUGCUGAGGGUAUAUCUCUCUUCGUUGGCCAUCAUUCAUCGGUAUUCGAAGAAAUUCGUCUUGCACAGGCGGUUCAAGGCAGUUAAAGGCUAUAUCAGCUGGCUCUGAGUUGCUUGUCUAGUGAGGUUUUUGGCGUGCGACCGUGGCCUUGCCUUGCGACACUCAAGCUGCGCGUUGCGGAUAGUCCCUUCGACCUCCCCCAUUCCGGUCGGGUAACCGGCUUGUUUUGAACGAGGUCCAUAACCUGGAGUACUCGGCUCGGGGUUUGCUAGAUCGAUUGCCAAUUAUCAUUUCUACGAUUGAUACUACUUCAUUAGCAGUCUCUGGAGGAAAAGGGGCGCUAGAGAAGCAGAAGCUGUUCUUUGAUAUCGCAAAGCAUCAGUUAUAAUGAAUCCCUCAAGAGGCCGAGGGCUGGGUCAACGGAGUCCCCAUGUCCUAGUGACCGACUCGCGCGACCAACAAACCUCCUUACCACCCCGCCGCCGUCGCUCCCCCGCAACAACCCGCUUCAUCACCGUUGACAACGUCCUUCAAUACACCUCCGAUGUGCCCUCGAUGCAGCAGCGGCACCCGCCGCAAGGCACGCGGACGCGGCCGCGCUCGCGUAUCGCAUCAGCCGCGGGCGGACUGAUCGGGGCGGCGGGCGGCGGAGCGGGCUCCUCCAGCGGCGGCAGCAUUGGGGGCGGCAGCGGCAGCGCGGCGGCGGCGACGAUCCGACGCCUAGCGGCCCAGCCGCGGCUGCCGCCGCGCACCACCAAGGUCAGCGAGAAGCUGGUGCUGUUGCCGGAGGCGGACGGGAAGCUGCCCGAGGACGAAGACGAGGAGGAAGGUGAGGAAGGAGACGAAGAGGCCGUGGACGAGGAGUUCGUGCAGCGCGUCGCCAAGGAUAAGAACCUGGACCCCGAGGCCGUGCGGCAGACUCUACUGGCGCAGAAGAAGAUGCGGCUGGACGGCGCGGACUUCGGCGUCGAUAACGAAAUCGCGCCCUUGCUGGCGGACGAGGAACUGCUGCGCAAGAGGAAGGUCGCGCCCGAGAAGGCUAAGAGCUAUGCUGAACGCUUGCCCAAGGCGCGUCGCGCCGAGAAACUGGCCCGCGUCACGGCGUAUUGCACGGCUCAGGCCUACAAGAUGAGCUCGUUAGCCUCGUUUGUUAAGGAGAGGCAUGGCGGUCGCACCAAGCUCUACGAUGAUUGUCUGUACACGGCCUAUCAUUUGCCGCUGCUGCCGGGCCUCGACGGGUAUAGGUUGCGGAGUAGUCCCAUGGUGAAGAAGCCCGGCGGGAAGUCGAUCCUGGAUGAGGAGAUUGAGCGCAAUGAGCUGCGGGAUCACCAUGAGGAUUAUUUGGUCGAUGCAGAGGAGCAUUCGGUUGUCGGCGGACGUCAUGAACACAGGUCGUCGCACCAGGAGCAUAAUGAGGCGGAGAGACACGGGGAUGAGGAGGCACAUCAUGGACAGUCAGAACAUGAAGAGGAGCAGCAUCAUUCCGUACCUGGCCCGGACGCGAAACCCUUCAUGGGUGGUGUUGAUGGCGCCGAUCAUCAAGCUCCAGCGGGCACUACGGCAGCAGCGGCGGCGGCGGCGGCGACACCAGCAUCUACGAAUCUGCCGUACAAUGUCGCAGAGAUGUUUGUUUUCAGCUACGGAGUGGUCGUGUUCUGGAACUUCAGUGAAAAGCAAGAGAAGGACCUACUUGCUGAUCUGGCGUUUGCGACCUCGUCCGCGACCGGCUCCCCGAUCCCAUUGGCAACUCUGCCCUUGCAGGAAGAAGACUUUGAGACGGAGGAGUUCCACUUCGAGUACUCGACGCAGAUCAAGCGUCCCCGCGUCUACAAUGACAUGAUCACCCUGCGGAGCGGUGACCACAUGAUCAAAUUGGCCAUCAGUCACGGCAUCGCGCAAAGCACCAAGCUCUGCUUCUUCGAAGAAGUCAUGGCCCGCCAGAUGGCUGAGGCAAAGGACGUCCCGCGCCGACUCGCCAUGACAGGCAAUCUCGGUAUGAAACGAGACGAAGUAUUCCGAAUUCUCGGUAGUCUCUUCAAGAGCCGAGUCGAAGUCAACCUCUCAUCCAACGUUCUCGACGUCCCCAACUUCUUCUGGGAAAGCGAACCAACGCUGUACCCGCUCUACAUCGCCGUGCGCGAGUACCUGGAAAUCAAGCCGCGCAUCCAAGUCUUGAACGAACGCUGCAAAGUCUUCCUCGACCUGGCAGAGAUCCUUUCCGAUUCCAUCGCCGAUAAUAAAACCUCUCAUCAGACAUGGAUCAUUAUCGUCCUCAUCUGCGUCUCCAUCCUCGUCACCACCUUCGAAGUCUUCCUCCGAUUCGGCCUCCUCUCGUCCCGUGAAGGUGAUGCCUCGACAAAAGCCACAACCCCUCUCGGCUCCUUCGCCGCGACGGUCCUCGCCCGGGCUCUGGGCGGCAGCAGCAGCAACAAUAACCCUGCGUGCGCAUGUUCCUGUCCCGCUCAAGUCCCAGAGAGUGGAUUACUGAACACCACACCUCCGACGAUGGGAAUGCCCUACUGAGACCUCCGCUUCUUGUCCUUCCGAUCUGCUUCCCUACCAAUCCUCUAACUUUCCAACCCCUACCUCCACCACGUACCAGGGAAUCGACAACCUCCCGAAAUGGCAGCCUACACCCCAUCCGAAAUCCUCGGUGAAUUCCACCAAGUGGUACACAUCAUCCUCGAAGCCCCAUCCUCUCAACGCAAACCCCCACAAUCCACAAUCGAACCCUACCAAGAGCGAGAGAGCAUGAGCGAGCGAGAGAAGAAAGCAAGCGAGCCCACUCCAACCCUCCACAAACCCGAAGUAUCUCAAAAAGGACCACAGAGCCAGAAACCACCACCCCCUUUCUUCUUUAUCUUUAAUUGCUGUAAUCAAUUCCAUCCAUCUGUCAUGGGGCCCGUUCUCUUGCGCGUGAAUCAUUAAGGUUGAAUACCAUAUCUAUUAUAUCAUGU
This is a messenger RNA of Aspergillus homomorphus CBS 101889, 2968 nucleotides long. RefSeq names its product RMD1 family protein. The coding region runs from base 399 to 2534 and encodes 711 amino acids. NCBI's taxonomy places the organism in Eukaryota, Fungi, Ascomycota, Eurotiomycetes, Eurotiales, Aspergillaceae. The record is from RefSeq and is a predicted model, not a curated record. The transcript has 4 exons.